Messenger RNA from Phycodurus eques (leafy seadragon), 6822 nucleotides. RefSeq names its product serine/threonine-protein kinase BRSK2-like. NCBI's taxonomy places the organism in Eukaryota, Metazoa, Chordata, Actinopteri, Syngnathiformes, Syngnathidae. Gene Ontology annotation, biological process: protein phosphorylation; microtubule cytoskeleton organization; intracellular signal transduction. The coding region runs from base 904 to 3561 and encodes 885 amino acids. Gene Ontology annotation, molecular function: ATP binding; tau-protein kinase activity; protein serine/threonine kinase activity. The transcript has 19 exons. Gene Ontology annotation, cellular component: cytoplasm. The record is from RefSeq and is a predicted model, not a curated record.
GGGAGCGGAACCCGGAUGCUGAUGCUGAGCGUGUCGGAUGAAUAGGAGGAGGAGGGGAGCGUCACGGACUGCAGAGCGCUGGACGGACGCCACGGCGGCAGUGAUGAGCAACUUGUGAAACAUCUGCUCCCCUCCAAGUGGGCUUCUUCCAUCGCGAGGAGGAGGAGACGCGGGGAUGGAAGAGCACGCUCUGCCGGGAGCUGAGGAUGCCGCUUCGGCGCCCGCUUCUCCUCAUCUCCUUGUCCUUUCGGAACCAGGGUGGCUCGGUGGGUUCGCCCUCCCCCCCUUCUUCCUCUAUUAACCGAUGCGGGGCCGAGGAGGGGGUGAGCCACAGCCAAAGCGUGCACCGGAUAUUGCAAAAGCCGCCCUGGAUGCCGCCGCCGCCGUGAUGCUACGCGAGCUUCUUCUGGCCUGACGUCGAAUGAGCACAUGAAGACAUCAAACAUUGGGAAAUGUAUUUUUGACACGAGGAGGGAGGAGGGGGGGGGGGGGUCCCUGGGGUCGAUUGAGGCAUUGUGACUUGGGAUAUUUGAGACGACUGUGCACUUCCCGAAAUCAAUCCGCUCGUCUUCCUGUCCGCCACUCCGCAUCACUCAAAUCUGGAAUUUGGAAGAGCGAGCGAGCGAGCGAGCGAGCGAGGGAGCGCGGUGGCUCUUCGCGGUUUGCGGGCGCCUCCGCCGUCGCGUCAUUCUCCUCUGAUCUACACGUUUUUCGACGUACCAUCCCGGGAAAGCCCACAUCGACAGUUCAUUUGUUGGUUUCAGUCCAUUUCCAUUGAAUCGGGUCGGGGGGCUGAACAUCCCGAGGCUUCCACGAGGGCCAAAUGGGAGUCGCCCGCAGGGCCCGGCGUUAGAUCGACGCCCAAGACUCCUGGGAUGAGCCGACGGCGCUGGUAAUUCUGCGAUGUCGGCCAAGAUGAGCAGCAAGGAGCCGGGCCAGUCCAGCCAGUAUGUGGGGCCUUACCGGCUGGAGAAGACCCUCGGGAAGGGGCAGACCGGACUGGUGAAGUUAGGUGUCCACUGUAUAACUGGACAGAAAGUGGCCAUAAAGAUUGUCAACAGAGAAAAACUGUCGGAAUCAGUUCUCAUGAAGGUGGAGAGAGAAAUAGCUAUUCUGAAACUAAUUGAGCAUCCUCACGUUCUGAAGCUGCAUGAUGUCUAUGAAAAUAACAAGUAUCUGUACCUGGUGUUGGAGCAUGUGUCUGGUGGAGAGCUCUUUGACUACCUGGUGAAAAAGGGCAGGUUGACCCCCAAAGAGGCCAGGAAGUUCUUCAGACAGAUCAUUUCCGCUCUGGACUUUUGCCACAGCUACUCCAUAUGUCACAGAGAUUUGAAGCCUGAGAAUCUUCUCCUGGAUGAGAAGAACAACAUCAGGAUAGCAGAUUUUGGCAUGGCCUCAUUACAGGUUGGAGACAGUCUCCUUGAAACUAGUUGUGGAUCCCCGCAUUAUGCUUGCCCUGAAGUAAUAAGGGGGGAGAAGUAUGAUGGCCGUAGGGCAGAUGUCUGGAGUUGUGGAGUCAUCCUUUUUGCACUUCUUGUGGGCGCGUUGCCGUUUGACCACGACAACCUACGGCAGCUUCUUGAAAAGGUGAAGAGUGGAGUAUUCCAUAUGCCCCACUUCAUACCACCUGACUGUCAGGCCUUGCUCAAAGGAAUGAUAGAAGUCAACCCUGACAAGAGACUCACGCUCGAAGCAAUACAAACCCACGCCUGGUACCAGAGUGGUCGGAAUGAGCCGUGCCCUGAGCAGCCCCCUCCCCGUCGUGUAUGUGUGACGAGGGUGCUAUCGUUGAGCGACCUGGACCCUGAUGUCUUGGAAAGCAUGUACUCUUUAGGUUGCUUCCGGGAUCGGGUCAAACUCACACGGGACCUUACAAGUGAGGAAGAGAACCAGGAAAAGAUGAUUUACUACCUCCUGUUGGACAGAAAAGAGCGCUAUCCCACCUAUGAGGAUGAGGAUCUUCCACCGAGAAAUGACGCCGGUAACAAAGUUACCUUUAACUGUUUUAUUGUGGAUUGUGCCUCAGCCAUUAAACAACGUGUUGUCAAAGAUCCACCUAGGAAGCGUGUGGACUCACCUAUGUUGACCCGACAUGGCCGCUGUAGACCAGAGAGGAAGAGUCUGGAAGUUCUCAGUGUCACUGAACAGGGCUCGCCCACCCCGCCCCGCAGGAACCUGGACACGAAUGCACACAGCCAAAGGUCUCGUUCGGUGAGCGGAGCGUCCACAGGUCUGUCUUCUAGUCCUCUCAGCAGUCCCAGGAGCCCGGUCUUCACUUUCAGCCAAUCAGAAGUCACCUCAGCUUCCUCCUCUAAAGAUCCCAAACCAGCGACUGCAACCGCCCCUCGGCCUAUCCGCCCAGCGCCCGACCCCAAAACUCAGACCCUGCCGUCAAAAGGCCCCGCUGACCGCCCCCAUCUUAACUCCAUGAAGUCCCUCCCUCUCCAGACCCCACGCACUCCAUCACCAUCCCCCUCUCCUCUUCUCUCUCCCAUCCCACGCUUUUUCAACUUCCCUUCUCCGUCUGUCUUCAAGUCCAAGAAUGCCCACUCGUCCACUAACUCCUCUGCCACCGCUCCUCCUGUGUCGCAGGUCACGCCACAAGGCUCACCACUCCCCACCCCGUUGGGCACACCUGUACACCAAAUCCAACACCCUUCCUCCACAACCCCUCCCUCCUCUUCCUCCUCAUCUUCUUCUCCCAGAGGGGAUGCGUCUGGAGGGGCUUCUCUGUCACUGACACCGCCCUCCAGCCCAGGUAGCAGUGGCGGCUUGGCCUCCUCGAGCUCCGCCCACUGGAGAACAAGACUCAACUCUUUCAAAAACAACCUUCUGGGCUCGCCACGCUUCCACCGCCGCAAACUCCAAGUCCCAACAUCAGAGGACAUGUCCAGUUUGACUCCAGAGUCCAGUCCAGAAUUGGCGAAGCGGUCCUGGUUUGGAAAUUUUAUCAGCCUGGAGAAAGAGGAGCAAAUCUUUGUUUUAAUUCGAGACAAACCCCUCAGCUCAAUAAAGGCAGACAUUGUCCACGCAUUUCUCUCUAUCCCUUCCCUCGGUCACAGUGUUGUGUCUCAGAACAGUUUCCGGGCAGAAUACAAGUCCUCUGGUGGGCCCUCCGUCUUCCAGAAGCCUCUCAAGUUCCAAGUUGACAUUGGUUACUCGGAGGGAGAUAGAGAGCUGGAAAGGGAGCGAGCAGAGAGGGAAGACAGAAGAGCAUUGGGCAUAUACAGCGUCACCUUCACCCUAAUAACAGGUCCUAGUCGCAGAUUCAAGAGGGUGGUAGAAACCAUUCAAGCCCAACUUCUUAGUACUCAUGAUCAGCCUUCUGUGCAGGCACUGGCCGAUGAGAAGAACGGCAAACCCUCCCGCCAGCCCAGCACGCCUUCACGUCAGAAUUCCAAGCGUUCCGAAAGCGGAUCGGAUCGGUCCGAGAAGGAGCGUGCGGCGGAUGCGGCGAGUGGAAGCGGCAGCAACGGUGGCGGCAUCUUACAAAGGCAAGGGUCGGGGAAAGACAAGGCCAGACUUCUCUCGACAUCCAAUGGGACGCAGUCGCACCCCUGAGAAGAAUGCUUUGAAGACCCUCCUCUGUCCUUUAUUCUAGCCAGAUCCUUUCAAUCCUGUUUUCUCCUUUCUGCCUUGCUAUUUGGCCAUCAGUCGGCUAGCGACAGAUUGGAAACGGGAAAAGAUUUUACUUAAUGCUCAGUGGAAGUGCUGAUCUUUUCUCAGUCCUCAAGGACAACUCGGAAGCAAGAUCCCCAACCCCCCCCCCCCCCCCCCACACACACACACACACACACUUUAGCAGAAAAUCUCACAAGAAAAACACUUCACUCGCUAAUGAAGAAAGCACAUGACCCGCUCACUAAUGUAUUGGAUGCUUCACGUAGUUCACUGCUGCAAACCUCUGAUCGACGCCCAAUGACGGAGCACCGGCGCACAGACGUCUUCGUUAUCAUCUCCUCAACAUUACCUUGCACCUAACUAACAUGAUGAGUCACAUGAUCUUAUGGAAUGUCUAUUUAAAAUGAGCAAAAAACGAACGUCGUGUCUUGAGAAAUGGACAAGAACUGGAUGGGUCCGGAUUAAGUAAGGUUUCUCGAUAAGCAAAGGGAUGCUGUAUUGGAGCAAAAACAAAGUGAAAUAGCUGAUGAAAACACAUAAAGACAUCACAGAGGAUGGAUCUGAUGGGGCGGGGCCGGUCGGAACCCUUCAGAUACCGGCUGUGACCUGUUUAUCAAAAAUCUUGUCCUCGAGUGUAUGAGAUUCAUUACGUCUCACAAUUAUUUCUGAAUUCUAACGAUAAACGCUAUGAUACCGUAUUGCCUUUAACGGAGGAGAAAUAGUGGAUCGCCAUUUAGAUUCAUCCCCGUUUUCCACUCUCAAACAAAAAAGUCUGUUAGAUGCUAGCGAGGGAGACAAAACAUAAUGGAUCACAACAGGUAAUUGGAGGACAACAAAGGUAGCAGAAAGCAUCUUCAAUCAACUUCGAGAUGACAAUGAAAGUUGUUUUAUUUAUUGUCUUGUUGAUUAAACACGGGAUUACCUGGAUGUAGGUGUGGUGAUCUGUUUAACAUCAACAUACUUGUCCUUAUUUUUCACUGUAGUUUGCCCCUCUGUGUAUAUUGCGAUUCCAGCAGUGAACUAAAUCGAUUCUUCGCUCCGGACACGACACGGGUCUCAAGGGACCCGCGGUCUGACUAACACGUACUCGUCGAUCUUGGCUUUUAAUAGCAGCUUGAGUUUCACGAGACAUUGGAAGAGAAAAGACAACCAUUCUGCUCACAGUAUGUUGACUGCCGGAUGUCAACAUCAAGAGGUUCAAAAGAAAGAACAUUGAAAUUGUAACAUAACAAAUAUUCAAAUUGGCUUCUUUUGCAGCUAGAAUUACAUUUUCACGUUGAGCUACAACAGCCACUGACUGCAGCUUUAUUUCAACUUGUCUGUGUUUUUAUUUCAUGACGCUACCUGAUAGCACGUUACUCUGUUUUUCUGUUGCUCAUAGUUACAUUAUUUACUGCGAUAUUUCGCAAAAACAAAAGAAUAUUCGCUGAUUUGAUGAAAUUAAACUGCCAAGACUUCAGAUACAUUUGGACAGUCAUUGCUUUACAGUCACGAGGGAACGUGUUCGUGAUAGCAAAGCAGAAAUACAUCAAUAAUCACAAAGAAAGAAAAGAAAUGAACUAUCCGCAUUUACCAUCCCAAAUCAAAAUGCCGAGUAAUGAGAAAUCAGAAACCGUCAAAAAGCACCUUUGCGUUUUGUUGUUGUUUUAAUAAUUAUGACACGAUAAGGACAAAUAAUGUAUUGCUCGCAAAGGGCAAAAAAAGAACUUCAAAAAAGAACACACAAAUGUAAAACACAUUGAUUGCGAUGCGUCUGUCAUUGUAAAAAUGCUGCACACAAAUUGCUUAGAGGAGGAAAGGCAAUAGAAAAUUCAAGCCACAUGGAAAGAAUGAUUGUUUUCCUUUUUUCUACUCAACUCCGGUCUUUCAGUGUUUUCAUGCCACCAGCAAACUAGGCAGUAUCAAAAUGGAUGUUUAUCAUUUCAAUAUUGACGUAUUUUAUUUGUUCAAUUCUGUAUGUACAGUCUGUAUUAGUUGAGCUUAUGAUGCUCUUUUACUGAGCAUCGUAGCUUUUAAAAUUGUGAAAAUGAAUGCUGCGAAAACACUUUCCAGUGUUAUUGUGUUGUGUUGUUUAUUUUGAACCCACAAUCUGUCCAUGUGUUGAUGUUUGCUACUGUGAGCAACUCACGCCUCCAAAGAUAACAUUUCCACUCAUCCACGGCAAGAGAUAAACGAAAGACUUUUAGUUCUGUUUUUUUUUUUUUUUUGUAUCUGUUAUCUGUUGUUGUCUUUGACACUCUUGGCAAAAGAGAGCACGAGCUACCGUAUGUUUCUGGAAUGUAAAGAAAAUGAGCGCAAAUGUGCAUGUAACACUGUUCAAAUCACAGGCACUCCACCUUUCCCAAAAAAUUCAACAUAACUUGUAGCUACUCUAUAGCAAAGUAUGGCAGCGGUCUUUGAGUCCUCCCAAAAAUAUCGAUUGAGAUGAUGUUUUCAUUUUCUUGGUUGAAAUAAAUACAGCGCUGGAUGACAUGACUACGUGCUAUCGCCGCAUGCUGAUAUUUGCAUUGAGCUCAAAGCUGUGAAAUCCUGUGUGGCUCACGAUGCCGCGUUGUGACUACAAACUUAUGUUUCUGGUUCUUUCUGUUUAUUGAUUCAAAACAAUGUAACACUGACAUGGAUACACCUUGGUAAUGAGCUUGCACUUAUUUCUUUUCAUGCACUGAAAGGGCGGGAAACAAACGUCAAGUCUGUUUGUCUCCUUUCUACGUCUGCGGUUUUGAUCGUUCUAGAAAAUGGAAACGUGACACAUUCAACUAAAAAAUUGUCAUUGUUUUAUGAAAAGAAUGGGGAACAUUUGUUUUGGUUUUUAGUCUUCCUCACCUCAUACGACACGAUCACUUUCUCUAUUUCAAAAGGUGCCGCUCUUUUCCCAUACUCAGCUAAAAGGUAGGCCUUGACAAACGUGGCCCACCCACUUUAAAGGUCGCAGCCUCAGAAAUGUUUAUGCAUACAAACAUAAAUGAGAGACACGACAUCAAGUCAGACCGAGUCAGAAUGCAUUGCAACUAUGGAAAACAACAAUCCAUCCUCAACCCAUCAGUCAUCUGUCAUCUGUCAUGUAAUCUCUCCUUCCCUUCGUAUACAUUUGACACCGAUUACUUUAUGCACACUAUAUGCCAUCGUCUGUCUCCAUUGUAUGCCAUCUGUGUCCAUGUAGCGUUCUUUGUCUUUUAUCGACACUGUAGUCGCCAUAAAACU